UUUACGCGCAGAAUAAAACUACAUUUCCCAGAUUCAUCUUGCCACUGGUUGCCUGGAAACGAGCUUUGUUUUUAGUCUAGAACUGGGCAUCGUCGGGGAACUUUGUGCAAUUGGGGUAAUACAAAAUGGCUGGAAAAGUGAAUAAAGACACCAUGUAUGGCCCCCCAUUAGAUUUGUCUUUCAAAUGUAUCAACUCCAUGACAGGUGCGGUGGCAGAGGAGCCACGCACAGGUCUACGGUGCUUACACCAUACCCUAGAAGGGAAAGUGUGCAGCAGGGUGCUGCGUCUCAACAACAACAUUCUGCCAGACCUGAGCGGUUUUAAUGAGGCUGUUGGGCACUUUAUAGAAGACACCAGCCAGCUGUCCUGGAUCGACCUGUCUUUCAAUGAUCUCUCCACCAUCGACAAUGUCUUGACUCAGUACAAGAACUUGCGGGUGUUGUAUCUCCAUGGCAACAGUAUUAUCACACUGGGAGAAGUGGACAAACUGGCGGCUCUACCCAACCUGCUUAGCCUGACACUUCACGGCAACCCCUUGGAGAAUGAGAAAGGAUACAGGAACUAUGUGAUCUCGGCACUGCCCCAGUUAAAAACAUUAGACUUCAGUGCAGUGACCAAGCAGGACCGGGCCACUGCAGCGGUAUGGAGGAGAGGCUUCAGCCAACAGAAACGACCGAAGAGGAAUUUGGACGUGUAGUUCCAAUCACAGGCCAUCUCGUCCACUUAACCAAUCAGAAAGCAACACCUCAAACUACACCGAGAGGACACGGAUUGAAUAAGGGGGUUAAAGCAUGGGGGCAGGCUGGCUUUAUGACUUCAUAGAAACUCACAUUUCAACUUUAACACCUAAUUAAAUAGACUUGAAUCAGUGUGUCAAAUGGCAAAACAAGUAUUUUUUUUUUUUUUUAAUGUCAGCUGCUCACAGGCAUUUCUGCACUCAUAUUUCUUUGUCAAGUGGCUCUGUGUGACAUUUUAGACGUACAGUAUAAUGCUUAACCCCAGAUGUUGUUUUGCAAGGUGCUACAUCUUGUGAACAUAUUUUGGUUUAUUUCUGGUACCCCUAUUGUUAGAUAUCCCUGCAAAAUCUACAAGA
Polyodon spathula (Mississippi paddlefish) is the source of this 1094-nucleotide messenger RNA. It is a transcript of the gene lrrc51, whose product is annotated as leucine rich repeat containing 51. Bases 126 to 698 code for a protein of 190 amino acids. Lineage: Eukaryota; Metazoa; Chordata; Actinopteri; Acipenseriformes; Polyodontidae. The record is from RefSeq and is a predicted model, not a curated record. Gene Ontology annotation, molecular function: protein binding. The transcript has 5 exons.